This is a messenger RNA of Aureococcus anophagefferens, 294 nucleotides long. RefSeq lists its product as hypothetical. Gene Ontology annotation, biological process: acetyl-CoA biosynthetic process. The annotation marks the transcript as partial. The record is from RefSeq and is a predicted model, not a curated record. The transcript has a single exon. Gene Ontology annotation, molecular function: acetyl-CoA synthetase activity. Gene Ontology annotation, cellular component: cytosol. Lineage: Eukaryota; Pelagophyceae; Pelagomonadales; Pelagomonadaceae.
GCUCGCCCCGUGGAGGCAAAUUUCCCCCUGUUCAUCAUAUAUACAAGCGGAAGCACGGGGAAGCCGAAGGGCGUUGUCCAUGCGCACGGAUAUCUUGCCGGUGUAAUGAUGACAAUGCAAUGUAGCUUUGAUGUCGUCCCGGGCAGGGACGUGAUUUUCGUACUUGCCUCGUUCGGGUGGAUUACUGGCCAGACUUACAUGCUGGCGGGUAGCCUAGCAAAUCGUCUCACAAGCCUCAUCACCGAGACUAAUCCUGUUUCCCCAUACGUAGCAGGCUUCGCCGCAAUGAUUUAG